GUACAGUAACCACGAUGGAAACCGAUAUAAAAUGGCUAUGGAAGAUGACAGAAACGGAAGCAUUCUACGAGACAUACACUAUCAGUUACGAGCUCACUAUCGCCACUCGGGAACCCUUGCUUGAGGAGCACCUUAUCCUGACCCUCACGCAUCUCUUUAGAAAGUUGCCUCUGCUGAGAGUAUGUUACGGACAGCGUGAUGCGGAGAAGUGGUUCAGAGAGAUGAAGGAAAUGAUCCUGGAUUUUGAGGUUGUUUCAGAUACCACAAAGCAAGAAGUACACAAGAGACUGCAGUCAUACCGCUACGACUUGGAGAAAGGGCCUCUGUGGUGUGUUAAGCUUCUGUCAGAACCGCCUUCCUCGCCAGAAAUUCCAACCGGGGUCGACAUGAAACAGUUCUGUCACGUGUACACAUUAUUCCUGGGUCUUUCUUCAUUUCCGAUGAGAAGACCCAUCAAGUAAAGAAGGAGAAAAUGGCAUCCAUGGAAACUGAUGCUGAACUCAGACGCCGGGUGGUGGAAGAAAUUCAGUCUCGUUAUGGACGAUAUUCGUUAGUCAAAUCGACUUACAAAGGAGCAGGGGAGAAGGUGCCAAGGACGGAGGUGUUGGAAAGGACCCUGGAUACGGACUCCACAAUGGCCUUCAUCAAGCGUUGUCGAUCUGAAGGCGUCACUGUCAAUUCGGCCUUUACGGCUCUUUGCUGCAUGGCAACCGUCGACCUCCUGGCUGACGGAGGCCUUGACCAGGACAUGUAUGACAUCCGCAACGAGCACGUCCUUAACGCUCGCCGGUACUGGGAUGGCGACACGUCCCAAUUCCUGGGCUGUCACAUCCUUCCUCUGAUGUCGGUCGACGCUAAGGUGCCGCGAAACACCAACGGAAAAUUCUGGGACUUCGCGAGAUCCGUCCACCAAGAACUCCUGAAGAAAGUGAAUGAAGGGGCGCCUCUGCUCGUCGAAGCCGCGAAGCACUUCAUGCCUGCCAACCCAGAUUUCGAUCCCACUUUUGAGUACGAGUUCUGUGUGAGCAACUUGGGCAACGUGACAGGCCUGGUGACGGAAGGAGGCGACCACGUUCAGGCCCUUCACGUCAUCAGAACCGUUGCCCUGCAUGCCGUCCCCUGCACCUGGAGCCUCCUCGUCCACACCUUCCGGGGGCAGCUGAUCCUGGCUCUCAUAUGCAACAUGUCGACCGUUAAUUCGCAAAUGGCGAAGAAAUUCUGUGACGGGAUCUUCGAUCGCCUCAAGGAAGUUUAUAUCACUGACACAAGGAAUUUCCACAAAUAUGAAACGGGAAAGGAAACACAUGUUGAAAGAAACAUCAACUUUUACUUGCAUAUUCAGUUGUGGGUCUUACAGUUUGUUUUAUCAGACCUUCUGACAACCUCCUCCUAA
Messenger RNA from Penaeus monodon (black tiger shrimp), 1393 nucleotides. RefSeq lists its product as uncharacterized. NCBI's taxonomy places the organism in Eukaryota, Metazoa, Arthropoda, Malacostraca, Decapoda, Penaeidae. The record is from RefSeq and is a predicted model, not a curated record.